This is a messenger RNA of Pseudophryne corroboree (corroboree frog), 3440 nucleotides long. RefSeq names its product scavenger receptor class F member 1 (gene SCARF1). Gene Ontology annotation, biological process: dendrite development; heterophilic cell-cell adhesion; neuron remodeling. The coding region runs from base 660 to 3314 and encodes 884 amino acids. Gene Ontology annotation, cellular component: membrane. The transcript has 12 exons. Gene Ontology annotation, molecular function: scavenger receptor activity; low-density lipoprotein particle binding. The record is from RefSeq and is a predicted model, not a curated record. Lineage: Eukaryota; Metazoa; Chordata; Amphibia; Anura; Myobatrachidae.
UGCCCCCUCUCCCUCUGUCUCCAGUGAAUAGACGCUGUGCGCAGGGCAGCGAGAGACAGAGACUCCCAACUCCCCCCCACCACCCAGAGCCGGAUUAAGGGGGGGUCACAGGGGGUCAGUACCCCGGGCCCUCUAAUCUUAGGGGGCCCCCCAGCUGGAGCUGUUCUGCUUCUGACACUGCUGCUUCCUGCACACUGCAGUCACGCUGAGUGGCUGCACGAAGGGUUACACAGCUACUGUGUGUACAGCAGUAGCAGACAACGCCUCCUCCCAGCGUCUCUGAUCCCGGAGAGACAGACCAAGCGCAGCGGACUAAAGCGGAGCCAGAGAAAGAACAGACCUCUGACUGCAGCUGAUAAAAACAAAAGUGGUAAAGGUCAAGGCAGUUUGGACUUGGGAGAGAUCCUGUAUGUCACAGUUCCCCCCUCCCACUGGUCGGAUUCAAUGGCAGGAAUUCUGUGCCCCCUCCUUUACAUCCUCAGGAAAAAAUCAAGAAGGAACUUGAUCCCGACAAGAGGGCAAUUCACACAGGGAUAUCGCAGGGAAGAGACCUCUCCCUGCUUAAGAAUAUGAUGGAAGGACUUCAGAACAGCCACUGGCUGGUCUUUUCUCAGCCACUAUAGGAUUUCCCAUUGACCCAGUGUAAUAAGACGGUGACAAUGCUUAGUUAUACCAGGAAUCUGAGAUUGAUGCUCUUAUACUGGGCUUGGCUGCAAGAACUGAGUUCUCAGGAACUGGACUCCACUGGGAAACAUGUCUGUAGAUCUGACAGUGUCACCAAAGGGCUGGUGUGCUGCCCAGGAUGGAAACAGGAAGGGCGAGAGUGUACAGCUGCCAUCUGUGAGGGGGCUGACAUCUGCAAAACAGACGAAGUGUGCAUAAGACCAGGAGUCUGUCGAUGCAAGCCGGGUUUCUUUGGUGCCGAUUGCAAUUCACCAUGUCCCGACCAGUACUGGGGAUCAGACUGCAAGCAGUGGUGUUCCUGCCAUCCGUUUGGAAAGUGUGACGGAGUGACUGGUCAGUGCAUCUGCUAUCCUAACCGUUGGGGCCCUAACUGUCAGAACACCUGCAACUGCGGCCCAUAUGGGGCCUGUGACAACCUCACUGGAUUGUGUCAAUGUAGCCCAGGCUGGUGGGCACAACAUUGCAAUAAACAAUGUCUGUGCAAUCUGGAGACCUCCCACUGUAACCAGACUAAUGGGCAGUGUGUAUGUAACAUCGGCUGGUGGGGCCAUCGGUGCAGUAUAAGCUGUAAAUGCAACAAAUCUCCAUGUCUGCAAACCAGCGGGCAUUGCAAGUGUCGGGAAGGCUGGUAUGGUUCUAAAUGUGAAUACCAGUGUGACUGUGUGUAUGGCAAAUGCAACCCCGUAAAUGGCGAGUGUGACUGUCUCACAGGAUACCAAGGGAAGAGAUGUGCAGAUCCAUGUCCUGCUGGGAAAUAUGGACCCAAAUGUGAUGGAAGCUGUGGAAAAUGUAAGCAGGGCCAGGCAUGCUCCCCAAUGGAUGGAUCCUGUGUGUCUUGUGAGCCUGGCUGGAAUGGUACACGAUGCGACCUGCCCUGUUCACCUGGAUACUACGGGUUGAACUGCGCACAGAAGUGUCCAAAGUGCCAUGAGGAUAAAGUCUGUAGUAGCGACACUGGAACCUGCCUGAACUGUGAUCCCGGGAAGAUGGGACCUAGAUGUGAGUUCAUUUGUCCAGCUGGAAGUUAUGGGGACAGGUGCCAACUCCUGUGCCCACUUUGUAUCCAUGGGAGCUGUGAUCCAGUAACAGGGGACUGUAUCUGUGACUUAGGAUAUUGGAAACCGAGUUGCAAUGAGACAUGUCCCCAUGGCUUUUUUGGAUUCAACUGUUCAAGCAGCUGUGAGUGCGGUAAUGGCCCUUGUGACCCAAAGUAUGGAACAUGUCUACUGACAUCCAGUCAAAAAGGAGCAAUAAUUGCCGGAGCGCUUGUUCUUCUGUGUGUGAUUCUCAUCCUCUGCUGCUGCUGCUGCUGCUGCUGUGGGACUAAUCAACUUGAGAGCAAAGACAGAUUGUCUACUGGAGAUGAAGGGUGUUUAUCGAGGAUGAAGCACAAUUUCCAGGGGGGUCUGGUGAACAUUAGCUUCCUCUUACCAUGCUGUUCCAUAGGCAGCACUAAGGUCUCCUGGGUUACUGUUUCCCAUCAUGACACAGAGCUUGCCUUUAACCAUAGCUUUAUUGAGUCGCCUUCCACUGGCUGGUUAUCUGAAAACUCAUUUUCAUCAUUUGAGUCAGAUGAAGAAGGACCAGUCUACUGCGUUCCUCCAAGAGAAGGUAUGUCUGUUGCUGACAUAGAUGGAUUUCAAGAAAUAAGUUCUAAAUGUAAUGUUUUCCCUGAGGCAAUGGGUCUCAACACAGAUGAUAUGUCCCUCCCAUUUUCCAUACCAAGGACCUCUAGCAUUGCCAAAGCCAAAAGACCAUCGGUGUCAUUUGCUGAAGGAACCAAGUUUGAGAGCAGAAGGUCCUCUACCACUGACACACCCAAUCUAGGCCGAAAACCAAAACUUGCUAUUAGUCUCCCAAAACUGCCCUCUAUACAGUCGCAGACCAUAACUGGAGAUAAUUUACAACAGUGUCAGAGCAACAAUGAGAACUAUGACAAAAUAUGCCCUACUAAAGAACCUGAGGAUCAUCCAAAGCUCCAGAGAAGUGCCCCAGUGGGACGCCGGAGGACCAUGUCUAAUGCUCAAAAGUCAUCGGUUAAAGCAGAAAUAGCAGAAACUGGCUCAAGAGAGAAUAAUUCGGAAAUGAAAAAGAAACUCCAUAACAUUUCAACUGUUUACGUGAGUGUUGGCCCUCCUAGAAAGUUUUCCAAGUCCCGCAGAAGGUCAGAAGGCAAUGUAGAUGGAACUGUUCAGGCUGUGCUGAAACGUUUUGGCAGUUUUCAAAAAGUGAUCCCCAAACCUGUCAGGAAGAGUAUGCCGCAGCACUCAAACUCCAAACCUUCACGACCAAGGUCCACCUGUGAUGCAGACUUAAAAAUCACACAUAAAACCUCUUCUUCUACAUCUUCCAAUGUUAAGGUGGUGGGCAAUCAGACAAAAAAGCCAGUUAUUCCUGAAUGGACAGGCAGCUGUGACAAGCUGGAUCACAUGUACUCUGACUUGCACAGUCCAGUGCUGAUGGAACAAGCCCAAGAUCCUGAGCACAUUUACCAAAGCACAUAUGAUCCUGAAGAUUCCGAACCAAAGUAUGAAAACGUAACUAUAUCAAAGAGCUUUGCGAACAGUGACCUAGAACAAUGUUCUGUAUAUGAAGAUGCACAAAUGAACUGUGAGAGCUCUAUCUCUUGAAAGUUGAUAUACAUAACACACAAUGAAUUACAUUUUUGAUGACUGAUCAGAAUUUUAUUUUUUUAAUCAGCACAAUGUUAUUUGAACCAGCCUACGUAUGUUUUUAUAAUAAAACCUUCUGAAUGA